AUGACGAUGGUUAUUGAAAACCAGAACCGCCCGUAUGGCGGCAUGAGCUUCGACAAUGUCUACCACCACACUCCACCACAAUUCACAGACCCUUGGGCUGCUGCACACACAUCCUCCCACUCGACUCCCCCUGUAUACGCGACUGCCAUGGGUAAUGGUGCUGCUCUACCAAUUAGCUCCGUGAAGGAGGAAGUUGGUCGAACCGCACCCAUGUCCAUGCCAUACCCAAGCAUCCCUGUAUCCGCGCCCUCAAUGGUGCCAGCCAGCAACUACACACCCUCCGGCUACGGCCCAGAGGUCAUGGCUAUGCAACAUGAGGUGCCUCGCACUACUUUCGAGCAGCCUUCAUCCUACACAACCGCUCCCCCCAUGAGCAGCUUCGCUCCUACCAGCUCCUACCCCGUCAGCUACGCUCCAAUUCACCCUGCUCAAUCCCAAGAUGCUCGUCGCAUGUCUCACACAGAUGCUCGCGUGGGCUCUACUCAACCCCAAGCAGCUGCUCCCACAUUUGGUGACGCGCUGGAUGCCAGUCGAGGAAUGGUGGCGCUCAGCCAGGAUCUUACCCCCCGUAACAUUUAUGGCCCUCGCGGUGGGCGCGGCUCGACAGAUUCCUAUGGUUUCCCCUCAACUCAUUCCUCCGCCUCCUCAAUUUCCUCGGGUGGAAACUACCCCUACUACAGUGCCUCAGUAGGCUCUGUGGAUUCUUCCGUGACUGAUUACAGCUCAACAACCUCUGAAUCCUAUGAAUCGCGCACACUCCCAAGGCCCACAAGCCUUCUAGCUGGAAGCGCGCCUCCUGGUCCUCAGUCCAUGAUGAGCCAGUUCAGCUCCAAGAUGCCUUCAAACACCCAAAAGAAGCACAAGUGCAAGGUCUGCGACAAGCGCUUCACCCGUCCCUCUUCAUUGCAGACACAUAUGUACAGUCACACUGGCGAAAAACCAUUUGCCUGUGAUGUUGCAGGAUGUGGGCGCCACUUCUCAGUGGUCUCAAACUUGCGCCGACACAAGAAGGUCCACAAGGGCGAGAAAGACACCGGCUCCGCCGACGAAGACGAGUAA
Molecule: messenger RNA, 1059 nt
Organism: Penicillium angulare
Lineage: Eukaryota; Fungi; Ascomycota; Eurotiomycetes; Eurotiales; Aspergillaceae
Product: C2H2-type zinc finger protein
Exons: 3
Coding region: 1-1059 (352 amino acids)
Biological process (GO): regulation of transcription by RNA polymerase II
Cellular component (GO): nucleus
Molecular function (GO): DNA-binding transcription factor activity, RNA polymerase II-specific; RNA polymerase II cis-regulatory region sequence-specific DNA binding
Source: RefSeq, a predicted model, not a curated record